Molecule: messenger RNA, 3030 nt
Organism: Aureobasidium pullulans EXF-150
Lineage: Eukaryota; Fungi; Ascomycota; Dothideomycetes; Dothideales; Saccotheciaceae
Exons: 6
Coding region: 1-3030 (1009 amino acids)
Biological process (GO): regulation of DNA-templated transcription
Molecular function (GO): DNA-binding transcription factor activity, RNA polymerase II-specific; zinc ion binding
Source: RefSeq, a predicted model, not a curated record
AUGGACCAACGACGUGCGCCCCUUGCUGGCCCCGACCACCAUUAUCACCGUCCUUCGCUCCCGUCAGACCAGUCUGUCCCUCCUUCAAACCAGCAGAUCUAUCCCCCACCACGGCCCCAUAGUCUACCUGGCGUCGACGCCUUCCAUCCUCAUCCUCCUCCACCAUCGCAUCAGUACCACGGUCCACAUCCUCCGCCGACCACUGUGAUACACCCUGCGCCGCACCCCGAGGGCCCGGAGAGGGCUGAACAUCCGUACACAGCCCCGCCUGCUGUACACGGCACUCCUGUCAUCAAGACCGACAUCCCUCCUGCACCGCCUCAGUUCCCGCGUCCAUCUAGCAACCCUUUGCAGCCACAGCCCCAGUCGCAACAGCAUCAUCCUGGCCCGCCGCCGAACACUCGGCCUCGGAUGGAACACCCUCAAGCUGCUUACGCGCAGCCUCCGCCGCAUCCACAAGCAGAACAUGUCAACUAUGUCGUUGCUCCUAUGCUGGACCCCUAUGCGCAACCACCGCCAGGAUACUAUCCACAAAUACAAUAUAUGAAUCCGCCAUUGCACAUGCAAAAUCCAAACUCACGCAAGAAGAGUAUGCGUGCCAGCCAGGCUUGUGACAGGUGUCGUGAGCGUAAGUCCAAGUGCGAUGAGAAUCGUCCUUGUGCAACGUGCAAAGAUCAGAAUCUGGACUGUAACUACAAGGAUACCCAUCCUACGAAAGCCGACAAGAACAAUCAGGCUCUUUCCGACAUGGUUGCAGAAGUCUUGACGUCCAUCAAAGCCAUGAGUGAUCGCCUGUCUGUUGUUGAGAAGCACCUCUCUCUUCAGUCUUCCAUGUCCGGCCGUGUCGAUUCACCAACUGAUCCCGCUCAAAGCGGUGCAGAUGGUUCGGCUUCUGACCAAAACGACGUGGAGGUCCCAAUUCAUAUGUUACAGGAUAUUCCUGAGAUGAAUAUGGAGGGUGGUGAUCAUACCACCGCAGCUCACAAGUUAUUGCUCCGAUGGCCUUCCGUCCGACCUUUCAUCCGCACUAGUAGAUGCAGCAUUCAGGACAAUUAUGUCAUGAAGAGUGAGGACCGUGGUCUUUUGCGCCUCUAUGGUGUAGGAGAGCGCAACGGAGACGAUAAGGUUGCCAUUGGAGCCGCAAGUCCAGCACCCAGUAUCAACGGUGAGGAACUUAUCGGCACCCCUCCGGACAAUGAGCCUCGAAGAUCCGAGCCCUUCACACCGGGGUCUCCGGCCAUGGCCAUGGAUACCGAUACUGUCGACUUUCUGUUUGGGUCUUAUAAGAAGCACAUCCACAGGCUGCAUCCCUUCGUUGACAUUGAGAGCCUUGGCAAGUAUCUCAAAGACUUCCAACGCAGGCAUUGCGUAGACGCCAGAUUUCCUCCGUCUCCGAUGUUCGUAUCCAACGGCUCAGGUGAACGAGAGGCUAAGCGAAGAAAGCGCUCGGACAACUACGCCGUAGGCCUCUUGCCAGGAGACUAUUCGAACAGCUCCGCGCCUUCUCAAAACAAACGUGCGCCGGAGAGAACUCUCACCAAUGCGAUUGUGUAUUUGGUUCUGGCUCUAGGUAGAAUCUGUGAUGCCAGCGACCCUCUCGCUGGCCCCGUGCAGGAACUUGUCGCGAUCGGCAAAUCUGGUUCGCACCAGCUACUGGCGGCCUCGCCUAUCACUAGGCCAUCACCUUCGUCUCCAAGGCAGCUUUUUAGUAACGUGGCUAACUCCUCUGCCGGCGUUACACGAGCUCAAUCAUGGGAUGGUGCUGGAAGCCAGACAUUCGACAAGAAACAAGCCCAAAACGUUGACAAGAUACCCGGACUCAAUUACUAUAGAGAAGCUUGCUCUAUCCUCGGAGAUUUCUCUGACUCGAAUGAGCUAGCCUGUGCCCAGGCCUGCCUUUUGGCCGGUCUUUACAAGGGUCAAUUAGCUCGAGUACAGGAAAGUUGGAGCUGGAUCAAUUUGGCAGCACGAACCUGCCUUUAUCGUAUCAAGCUCGAUGGCUUGAGCGGAGCAACAAGAGAGUACCCACCAAGGCAGCUCAACAAGAAUGAGAACCUGACUGUCUUGGCAUAUUGGACGGCCUUGCAGCUCGAGAGUGACAUCCUUGCUGAGUGGGACUACCCUCGAAGCGGUCUUACUAUGUUGGAAUCAUCGGUUUGCUUCCCCACCAACGUCAGAUUUGCAGAGGAGCCGCCUACCAAAUCGGAUCCCGAUGACGUUACCGUGGAGUUGUACUACACAGCGCAGAUGUUCUUGCGCAGUAGGUUGAAUGAAAUGCAUGUCAGCCUGUAUGGAGCCAAAAUAUCUUCUACCGAGUCGUGGCAGCUUGUACCGAAACUCCAGAUGCAAAGCCAGACCUUGGGAGACUGGAGACACCUCAACAAACAUAUAGCUUGGUCUGACGAUGACCCGCCUGCUUCUGAUAUUCUCGCUGCUCGAUUGCGAGGAAAGUACUAUGGUGCUCUCUAUGUUGGUACCCGCCUGUAUCUCGAUUAUGCAUUGCAUGUCAUGCCCGAGAUUGAUAAGGGUAAAACUCUAGAGGAGCUGACCAAGGAUGCUAACGGUAAUCAAAGAGAGACCGAGUUGGCGCUGUUUGCCGCCAUCAACAGACAUAUCGAUGAAGAUGAGAUUAAAGAGAAAUGUCGCAUCUGUAUCGAGUCUGCGAUGCGCAGCACUGUCGCUUUUGAUGGUGUGGCCAGUUCUCACCACCGCUUGAUCGUCACGAACAUCAUGGGAACAGCUCACGCGCAAUUCGGCAACAUGCUUGUUCUUGCGGCUGUCUACAACUGCAACAUCAGUUGGCUGAAAGAAUUGGUCCCGAAAGAUACGCUCCAAAGCUUGCUCCGUCGUACUAUCGGCUUCAUUCGCCGUCUUCAACACGCCUCGAACGUAGCAAAGACCGAUGUCUUGAUCCUCGAAGCGAUCGACCGCACUAUGUUUGGUCGCAGUGAAGGCAGUGACAUCUACACGAAUGAGGGAUGCACCGGUGAUUCGGGCGAGUCUUUCAACUCUACCGGGUCAAACAGUUAA